Molecule: messenger RNA, 1193 nt
Organism: Branchiostoma floridae (Florida lancelet)
Lineage: Eukaryota; Metazoa; Chordata; Leptocardii; Amphioxiformes; Branchiostomatidae
Product: apolipoprotein D-like
Exons: 5
Coding region: 159-725 (188 amino acids)
Molecular function (GO): pigment binding
Source: RefSeq, a predicted model, not a curated record
AAAAUGUUGCAUAAUUCUCGGCUAUAUAAAGUGGGUUACCAGCAUUGUCUGAAGCAGAAAAUCCCACUCCAGGUACAGGCGUGAACGUCUUCAGCUGCAGACAUUCGGACUCAGAGACUCCUCACCUUUUCCAGACGCGGCACUACCGACACUUCAUCAUGAUGACCCCCAUCCUAGCACUCCUGGCUUUCACAGCCAUCGCUGAUGCACAGUUUAUCACCUGGUUUGGAGACUCCUGUCCCAGAGUCCCAACCAAGGAGAACUUCGACAUAGUCCCGUACAUGGGGCGGUGGUAUGAACUCUCCAAAUACCCCAACAGCUUCCAGAACGGGGAAUGCGGCACGGCUAUCUACAGGCUGGAGGCGGACAAUACUGUUACUGUCAACAACACACAGAUAAAGGACGAUGGGAGUAGCGAUACCGUCAUUGGUCAAGCCCGUGACGAUCCCGACUCCGACAUUCCCGGGCGUCUGCAAGUCAGGUUCUCUUCAUUCCAACCGUGGGGAAGUUACUGGGUGGUGGACACAGACUACGACAACUACAGCAUCGUGUACUCCUGCAACUAUUUCCUCGUCAACAGAGUGGAGUUCCUCUGGAUCCUCGCACGUGACCGUGCGCUGCCCGCUGGCACUUUGAGCAGCAUUCUCCAAAAGAUAGAAAGUUACGGUAUCGACUCGACCAAGUUGGUCGAUACAGUACAAGAUCCAGCGAUAUGUGUUAAGUAAUUAAUCCAACCAUUACAUCUUAUAUGCUGGUAUUGUAAGCAGCAGUCUCUAAAAGUUAGAAAGUUACAGUAUCGACACGACCAAGUUGGUCCAUGCAGUACAAGAUGUAGCGAUUUGCGUAAAGUAAUUAAAUCAACCAUUACAUCUUUAAAUAUAUAAUGGUAUUGUAAGUAGCAUUCUAAGAAAGUUACAGUAUCGACACGACCAAGUUGGUCGAUACAGUACAGGUACUACAUCAUCUUGCGAUAUGUGAUAAGUAAUUAAAUCAACCAUUACAUCUAGUAUACUGGUAUUGUAAAAUUGCAGAAUGAUUGUAAGACUUAACAAAAAGUCGAUAUUUCUAUGAUGUUUUCUUAAAUUGAGCUACACUGGAAGACAAAUAAAGCGUAUCUCAACUAAAAUAUUUGCCUCUUUGUUCUUGACUGUAAAAAAUGUUGUAAAAGUUACUCGACUAAGUUUUAAGUUAAC